Molecule: messenger RNA, 3488 nt
Organism: Eriocheir sinensis (Chinese mitten crab)
Lineage: Eukaryota; Metazoa; Arthropoda; Malacostraca; Decapoda; Varunidae
Exons: 3
Coding region: 2155-3237 (360 amino acids)
Source: RefSeq, a predicted model, not a curated record
CUCUUGUCGACAUUUUACCUGUAAAUUUGUCCAGCCACGCCCGGUUAAAAGAUAAGUACCUAGAGUUCCGCGUGCCGGGGGUGAAGGGGGCAUUUAUCGAUCUUGCUAAAUUAAUUCUUGAGUUGAAAUUAAGUGUCACUCAAGCUUAUGGACAAACAAAAGUCGAGGAGGCUGUCAAUGUCGAAUUCUGCAAUGGCACUGCUAAUACCAUGUUCAAAUCAAUUCAGGUGUAUGUAGGCGAUCAAAUGGUUGAAAGUAACCCAUACUUUAAUUACUGGUCAUUCCUAAAAAUGCUCACCACCUUCUCCACGUUAAAACUCAAAUCAUUCGGAGAAAUAGGAAACCUCCUCAAAGAUAACAUGUCGGGUGGAGCAGGCGUAGCUGAAACCUAUGACGCCGCAUACUUCACUAGCCUUGGGAGCAAAUACAAGAGACAUUUAAAAGAUAUCAAAGAUCACGGUCUUCAUCUCACCUUCCCAUUAAUGUCGGACAUUACUUCUUGUGAUCAGUAUUUAUGCGACGACAUCCCAUUGAGAAUAAGGCUUGAGUUAGCUAACGAAGCUUGGUAUUUGAACACUGACGGCGAUGGGAGUGCUGUGCGUGCCCAUAUUGAUUUUGCUAAACUUUGGGUCACCAGACUCCAACCCUAUCCGUCAGCAUUGCUUGCAUUAAAUAAAGAAUUAGAGACAGGAAAAAUAACGCGUACAAUAUUUAACAAGACGUUAUAUAAAUCUCUGGUUCUCGGCAAACAGCAGACAAGUAUUGUCUGUGACCAACCGUGGGGAAAUGUCAUUCCAGAGCGUUUAUAUAUCGUUAUGGCUGACAUGGGGGCCUUUUCGGGUGUAUAUAAUAAAAAUGUAUUUCAAGAAUGCUGAUUUGUCUGAACUAACAGUCUCUGUCAAUGGUAUGAAUAUGUAUAAAAAUACGGUUUCUUUUCCCCACGAGUGUACGCGAGUCUAUUAUGAUAUUUUAGAUAGUUUAGGAGUAGAAAAUGACACUUUGCUUGAUUACGAUAGCUUUAGGAAAGGAAGGACAGUGUUUGUUUUUAGUUUGUUACCGGAAGACAUACUAGGCACAGUGCCUCUUGAACACAGUGGAAACUUACGCAUAAGUCUUCAGCUUAAAAAAGGCUUGGAUGAAAAUUUAGUAAUUAUCUGUUUUGGGGAUACAAAGGGAGUGUUGUCAAUCAACUCGGAGAGGCACGUGUCUUGCGACACUAGAGCAUAAUGAAUAAUCAACAAAUUAUGAAAGCUCUACAAGGAAGACUUUAUCACAAUAAUAUAUAUUUAUUAGGCUGUCUUCCCGCUGACGAUGUAGCGAAAUUAAAUCUAAGGAGUGAGUCAGACAAGCCCAUUGUCUUUAUUGCUAAUGUGUUAGGCGCGUCGCAAGCUUCGAAAAUGGGUCACUGGGUGGUGUUCUAUGUUAGUGAUAAGUGUAUAUAUUUCUUCGACACAUACGCCCUGACCCCAUCAUUAUAUUCUAAGUACUUUCGAAGUUUCUUAAAUAAGCAUAAAGAUUAUCCUGUUUUUAAACUUGCCGCAAGAUUACAGUCGGACAAAACUCUGGUGUGUGGCGUGUAUUGCAUUCAAUUCGUAUACUUAUGUAAUAAAAUAGGCUUAGAGAGGACUAGUCAGUUUUUGAAAGAUAAUUAUGAUUUUUUGAAGAAUGACAGAAAGGUGUUAACAUAUGCUUAUAGAAUGUUUAAAAUGCCCCCAUGUAUAAAAACAUUUUGUCAAUCUAGUCAAGGACUGACUUACAAGCAUUGUAUUUCUAAGAUAUGUGGCUAACUUAUUAAAUGUUACAUGAUAAUAAUGUGUAUGUGUGUGUAAAAAAUGUAGAGAAGUAGCAUGUAGCUUAUUCAUUUAUGGCGUGUGUGUGUGUGCAAUUAUAUGUAGUUAUUAAGAACAGGAUUCUGUUUUUUUUUUCGUGCGACGUGACCGGGUGGGCGUGAGUUUGUUCACGCUUUCCUAUUGUUCGGAAGAAGAAUGGCUUGUGGUUUUGGGCAUGUGCGCGCGUGUUUGCAUACAUGCGUGGGCGUGUCCCCUAUAACCUGGGGUAGCCUCGGAAGAAGAAAAGGCUUGUGGUAGUGUGCGCAUAUGCCCCAAAUAACCCCGGGUAGCUUAGUCAGUCCCCUAACGUUGCGAGAGGAGCGUCAUGGAGGAAGUCUUCGCCGUCAUGAACUUACAACAACAACAACAACAACAGCCCCACGCUGCCGCUGCAACUCUUCAUGCUGACGAUGUUGACGAUCAGAUAAUGGGUCAAGCCGCAUUAGAAGUUGAAGCCAUGGAUAACACAUCCCAAGCUGAAGCCGUGGAUAACACAUCACAUCCCAGAAACGGAGCGGAUGUUGGUGGUGGUGAGGUGGGGGAUGUUCCAGAAACUCCCAAGUCUACCGGUGAACACAUCACGGGCGAGUCAUUGGGCAACAACAACAACAACCGCGGCGCGUUGGGAGGUGUCGGUAAAAUGGGGCGGCGUGUGCUGAGGGAAGGACUUCUGCGACUUCUGAAGGAUGUGAUACCUCCAUUACCAGUGUCUCAUCUGAAGAACGACCCACCGGCCAGCGUAACGCAUAUCCACGGCAACAACAACAGACACGCUUCGGUGAUGGUGUGUCUUGACUCUCCGUCGGGCGCUGAAUCGCGAGAGCGGCGGCGAAGUCGUCUGCAGCAAAAAGAUCAUGAAAUGCGUCAAUCACGACUGGAAAAAAAAAUGCAGCAUAUGGCGGGAGUGUUGCGGCAGCUCCAGCAGCAGGGGCAUAGCGAGCAGCAAGAGACGCACCAGAGACGACAAGAUCGCUACCAGGGACAAGAACGGCGGCGAAGAAUGACAAAGAAUAAUUUGCCGAAGCAGCAAGAACACCGGGACCCAAGACUGUCUCAGAAGAGGCUCCACAAAGUUGGGAGAAAAAAACUUCAGGUGGCCAAACGUGAGGCGGGUCUCUUCUCCUCAGCAGCGGCGUACGGUCGGGGAAAACCAAUGAAAAAAAAUCUCUCUGUGACCAAGAAACUCGUCUUUGAAGACCCACCAGCGCGGCGUGCAGCAGCUGCGGCCGCUGAAGAAAAUCUCGCGCCACAACCGGGCCCUUCCAAUGCGGCUUGUGCGGACGAAACAAAUGAAAGCUUCUCAAGCACUGACCUUCCUUCAGCUUUCAAUUCUUUGAAUUUUUCUCGUAGCAUGGACGUGAAUAAUAUUAUAAAUGUUCUUGAUGAGACUCCUAUAUUUAGUGCUUAACAAUCAUUUUUUUUAUAUAUGUACUCGCUCUGUGUGUAUUAUUUUUUAUAUAUAUGUACUUGUGUUGUGUAUUUUUUUUCUUCAUUUGUAUUAUGUACUCGUGUUGUCAUCCUUUUAUGGGCUGUCUUUGGGCAUGUACGACAUAAGUUUGUAAUAUGUCUCUUUCAAUUAGGAUUUAUUUUGGGGGAGGGAAAAAUAAAAGGGUAGGAUGGGUGGGUUUCCAUUGUAUUUCUUUGAGCCUGUAUGGUGUG